UUGCCGUGGCGACGCGCGUACACAGGCCGGGCGGGCGCUUGGGCUGCGGGCCGCUGGCUGGAGACACCGCGGGAGCGCGGCCUGGCGGCCUCGCCCAGAGCGGGCCCGGCGCCUCCCGAGCGGUCAGGGCUCUCGGCGAAGGACGGGGCGUGGGCUUCUUCCUCUGGCCAGGUAAAGCAGAGAGUAUGAAAGCCUAUCUAAAGAGCGCAGAAGGCUUUUUUGUCCUGAAUAAAAGCACUACGAUUGGAAGGCAUGAAGAUUCAGACCUUGUUUUAGAGUCUGCAGACAUCGACAACCAUCACGCGCUCAUUGAAUAUAAUGAGGCCGAGAGCAGCUUUGUUCUCCAGGACUUCAAUUCCCGCAACGGCACGUUCGUCAACGAGUGCCACAUUCAGAACGUGGCUGUGAAGCUCUUACCUGGAGACAUCCUGAGGUUUGGGUCCGGAGGGCCGACCUACGAACUGGUCAUCGAAAACCCAGCCUCGGUCUCCUUCCCAUGGGUGAGGGACCCAGCACCUUGGCCAAGGCCACAGCCACCUCGGGCCACCCAGCAACCGAACCAGUCACCCUCACCACCACAGACCCCCUUCCACCCGGGCAUCUGGCCAGCACCAGUGCAGAGGAGCUGGUCCCAGGGGUUCCCCGGGCCCCACAUGGUCCCACCUGCCUCCCACAAGCGGCCCGUGAGUGCCAGCGAGAAGAUGUUCUCCUUCGUGGUGGACAGAGCUGCCCACAGGGUUCCCAUCAUCAAGCAAGUGUGGACCAACGCCGUGGAGCUGUCGGAACAAUCAGUGGCCGAGGAAAUUCCUGGGGCAGGGUCCUCCAGAGAGAUUUUUGUGGACCAGGACCUGGCCCAGCACGAUAAGGAUGAAAUAAUUCUGCUGCUGGGAAAAGAAGUCAGCCGUCUCUCGGAUUUUGAACUUGAAUCCAAAUACAAAGACACCGUGAUAGCAAGCCUGCAGAACGAAGUGGCCAACCUGAGCCAGAAGCUGUCGGAAACAGCCGCCUCCAGGCAGCAGGAGAGGGUGAUCCCGCCCAAGUUUCAGGUUCUGCAUGAAGAGGACGAUGCCCAACAGAGAGAGAUCCAGAGCUUGAAAAACCAGAUCAGUGCCCUACAGCAAGGCUACAGCCAGGUGCUGUGCCAGACCCUGUCUGAGAGAAACUUAGAAAUCACAUCCCUGAAGAACGAGGCCGAGAACUUAAGGAGGGAUACCGCCAUCACAUCAGAGAUGGUGUCAUCUUUGCAAAGAGAUGUGUUAGUAAAGGACGAUCAAGUUCAACAACUGAAACAGGAGGUGAAUCAACUAAAAAGUGAGAACAAAGAAAAGGAUCACCAGCUCGAAGCCCUCAGCUCCAGAUGCUCAGUGCUGAAAGAAGAGUUACAGAAGGAAGAGGCCCAGAAGGAGCACUGGGAAGCCCAAGAGAAAGAGUUAAAACUCUGCAAAACCCAAAUCCAUGACAUGGAGAAAGAAAUGAGGAAGCUCAGGGAGGAGCUGAAAAGGAGCAGUACCGAGCAGAGCCUGAUCUCUAAGACGCUGCGGGAAAAGAGCAAGGUUGAAGAGAAGCUUCAGGAGGAUUCCAGAAGGAAAUUGCUUCAGCUGCAAGAAAUGGGGAACAGAGAAAGCCUCAUUAAAGCCAAUUUGGAAAGGGCAGUAGGUCAGCUGGAGCUUUUCAGAAGUCAGGUCAUCAAGGCCACCUACGGACGCGCGAAGCUGUUCCAGGACAAACCCGUCUCCGAUCAGCAGUUAAUAGAGAAGAUCACCAAGGUCACAGAGGACAACAUCAACUUUCAGCAGAAAAAGUGGACCCUGCAGAAGGAGCCCCAGCUCAGCAGCUCCAAACAGGAGGAAGUCACAGAGAACAUCAAGAAGCUGAAGACGUCCUUAGACAGUUGCCAGGCUUGCAUGAAAAUGUCUUGCUGUAGCAAUGACCUGAAGAAGGAGGUCGACCUCCUGCAGCACCUGCAGGUGAGCCCACCUGUCUCAGGGCUCCAGAAGGUGGCGCUGGACAUCUUGCACCUGUCACUGUCCUGGCUGGAGGAAACGGAGCAUCUCCUCCACGAGGUGGGGAUCCAGUUCCCCAGCUCCGACAAAGGAUUGUCUUUGUAUCUGAAAUACCUUCUGGAACAUUAUAAAAAAAUUACAAGCCGGACCCAGGAACUUCAGAUCAAGAUCAACAGUUCUCAGGAAACUCAGCAGUAUUUGCUGCAAGAAAAGUUACGGCAGCAUCUGGCAGAGAAGGAGAAGCUGACCGAGGAAAGGCUACAGCAAGAGGAGAAGCUGAAAGCCAGAGUCAAGCGGCUAAUGGAAGAGAAAUCGGCUUUGGAUGAAACCAUUUCUCGGGAGAAAAGCAGAGCGAAGGAAGCAUUAGAAGAAGAACAGAGCAAAGUCCAAGAGCUGGAGAAUCGCUUAACCCGCCAGAAGGAGAUUUCAGAGAGCAGCAUCGCCUAUGAGAAACACAAAGCGAAGGAGGCCAUAGAGAAGGAAAAGAAAAAGGUGCAAGAUCUGGAGAACCGCAUAACCAAGCAGAAGGAGGAAAUAGAUUUAAAAAUGCAAAAAGAAGACAUUUUAAAUAAUAAAUUAAAUGAUGCACUGGCCAUGGUAGAAAAGACUCAGAAAACAAAGACGGCUGAAAGUCUAAAAGCAGAGAGCCUCACCAUGAAAUUAAGUGAAACAUUAGCUGAACUGGAAACUGCCAAGACGAAAAUGAUCAUGAUGGAGGAGCGGAUGCAGCUGCAAGGGCACACAGUAAGGGCCCUCCAAGAAGAACAGGAAUCACAGAAGCACGGAUUUGAAAAACAGAUCAUGGAAUACAAGGAGCAAAUCAAACAGCACUCCCAGACGAUUGUGAGUCUUGAAGAAAGACUCCAGAAAGUGACUGAACACCAUAAAAAAAUAGAAGGAGAGAUUGCAACGUUGAAGGACAAUGACCCAGCCCAGGAGGGGGAAACACAGCAAGACACUGUGGCAGCACCUCCGGUGGAGAGCACCGCCAAAGACGCAGUGUGUGAACACCUGAUAGAGGAUUUAUUGACCGCUCAGAAGGAAAUCCUGUCUCAGCAGGAGAUCAUCAUGAGGUUAAGGAAGAACCUCACUGAAGCCCAUAGCCGAAUGUCAGAUUUGAGAGGGGAGCUUAACGAGAAGCAGAAGGUGGAACUGGAGCGGAAUGUGGCGCUGGUCCAGCAACAAAGCAGCGAGCUGAGUGUGCUCAAGGAAAAGAUGGCACAGAUGACCAGCCUGGUGGAGAAGAAGGACAAGGAGCUAGAGGUCCUCAAGCAGGCACUCAGGGCCUCCCAAGAGAAACACAGACUCCAGCUGCACAAGGAGAAGGAACAGAAGCCCAGGAACACAACCCAGAUGUGUGACACCUCGGUGCAGAUAGAACCAAUCCACACCGAUAUUUUCUUGAGCAGCCAGGAGGAGCAGUCCUUCAGUGACCUAGGGGCCAAGUGCAAAGGGUCCCGACAUGAGGAAGUCAUUCAGCGUCAGAAAAAGGCCUUAUCUGAGCUUCGUGCGCGAAUUAAAGAACUUGAGAAGGCCAGCUCGUCAAAUCAUAAGGGCCACAUGGAUGGAUCAUUUCUAGACUUAAAGACCCUCAGGAUGGAAAAAAAUGUUCAGAAAAUAUUGGAUGUAAAACCUGACUUGCCAACUUUUUCAAGAGUAGAGAUCCGAGCGCCUCAAAAUGGCCUUUCCAGCCCAGGGUCCAUCACAACCACUGAGAAGUUAGAGGAAACGGAUGUGGCUGAGGCUUUAGAUCUUAGUGAAAAGCUGUACAUGGAUAUGAGCAAAACCCUCGGGAGUCUGAUGAACAUCAAAGAUAUGUCAGGUCACGUGUCCAUGAAACACCUCUCCCCAAAAGAGAGGGAGAGAGUCAACCAGCUUCGACAAAGAGACCUCGACCUGGUGUUUGAUAAGAUCACCCUACUCAAGAACCAGCUGGAGAGAAAAGAAGAGCUUUUGAGAGGAUACGAGAAAGACAUUGAACAGCUCAGGCAGAGCAAAGUGUCGGUUCAGAUGUACCAGUCACAGGUGGCAAAGCUGGAGGACGACAUCUACAAAGAGGCCGAAGAAAAGGCGCUGCUGAAGGAGGCCGUGGAACGCACGGAGCAGCGGCUGCACCACGAGAGGAGGGUCAACAGGGCGAUCAGGCAGCAGAAGGAACGUUUAGAGGAUCUCGUACAGAGAAAUGCCAAAGAAUCAGCACCUUGCAACUGUUCCUUCAAAGAGAAAGAGAGGCAGAGACGAAUGUUUGUAGAGAUGGUGAAGAACUCAAAGAUGCAGAACUCAAAUUUCCAGGUUGGAGCCAGAAAAGGCACCCCAAAGAUGGACCAAGAAAGGGAGAUGCUGAAGAGAGAAGUUUCCAGCAGAUCCAGCCAGAGCCUUUUGUUUUCUAAACCUGGUGGAAGGAACUAGAAACGUCGUCCCGCUGGGCCUCGCGUGAUCCUCCGUGAGUCAGUGUAACUCUUCUGCGUCAAACUACUAAGAUGCUUUUUUAGGACUUUAAAGGUUGCUACCCGAGUGUGUUGCUUCCUAGACUGGUAUUUUGCACAAUACUGUAUUUUGGAGUGUGUGAGGAGGGGGGUUCUUUUCACAGAUAGUACGAAUGUAAACAUACUCAGGCAUAUGAAGAAUAAGUUUGACAUUCAGACUCCUAGGCCCAGUAGAUACAAUUAUGUGUUUGGGUAGUGACAAACCCACAUGUCACACCUCCAAGGAGCUCCGAGAAACCCGCAGUUGAGAAAACCCAGGGCGUGUACUGGGGCCACAGGACAGAAUGGUAACCUCAGGGCUGUUGGGGCCACGGUAUAGUGCAUUUAUAUCUGAAUUUAUUAUAAUAAAUUUGAACACCAACAUGUUUUAUCGCUUCCAUAACAGUGAGUCAUGUUUAUAGGGCGCUCUGCAGUUUUCAAAACACUUCUCAUCUAAUCCUCUCCCAAGCCCUGGGAGGUAAAUAGCAUUAUGUUCCCCAUUUUACAAAUGAGGAAGCUGAGGCCCAGAGAGGUUAAAUGGCCCAUCUAAAGUCACACAGCUAGUAAAUUCAAGAGUUGGGUCUGGAACCCAGGUUUCUAACUCCAUCUCACGCUGCCCAUUCUGCCGCACCAAGACAGCCCAGUAGGUCAAGUCCCAGGCCAUCAGGACAGACCAAGUACCCAGUCAUCAAAGAGCACACACUGCCCAGGUGGACACACCCCUUUCCCAUGGUGUUUGAAGAGACCCUCAUUUUUGCCUUCUCUCCAGCCAUCUGUUCUCUCCCUGCCUUUCUUGUACGGCCAAAGACCACCAAACAAAACAGGAGGAAGAGCCAGAAGUCAUGAAUAUCAUUAUUUUUUAUUUUUAAAAACCCACCAUAAAAAUAUUUUGAUAUUUUAAAACCAAAUGCAUUCUUUAUACUGAUUAAAACUAGAAGGAAAUGGGACAAGUUAUUUGCAUGAUCUUCCACUAAAGGUACCUCUUACACAGUGAGAAGAGUGAGCAUCACCUGACCUUAAAAAUGAUCUUGAAAAUCCCAGCAGUUUUCCAUAAAGAACAUGAUAUUACUUAUACUGUACCAUAUCCCCAAAAUCCAAAACAGCAAUCUCCAGCACCAGAAAAGAUCACUUGGUCAGGCAGUAGUUAAGUAGCUGGCUCAUGUUUGGAAGCCAAAUUGUGUGGGGAAAAAAAAAUACUUUGGUUGAAUACAAAUAUUUGAAUUUGCAUAAGUUAAAUGUAAUGCCUAUGUGACUCCAGUGUAUUUGAGGUCUUUCAAAGGACAUGUUAAUUUUUAUCAUAUAACAUUGCAACCCACAAUGGCAAUUUCCUUUCUUCACUCCUUGAACUACAUGGUUCUUUAGGUGUCUCCUCAGCCACACACCCCUUUCUCUGAGAAUGCACAUUCCCCAGCCAGAUUUACCCUACCUACUGCUGCUCUCUUGGCCACACGUGAUUGGCUGAUCGGUAGAUAUUCUACCCAAGCCAGACGAAUCAGGUUUCUCUUCUAACCCAAGCUGGGCCAAUCAGCACCUGUGCUCUUGAUAUUUGGAAGUGGGACACGGAGUCACCACACAGGUCAUUAAUGGUCCAGAGCUGAAGGUCUUGAUGCAGUUCCCAGCUGGGGUGACCAUUUCUCCCACUGUGUUUGGAGAAACAAAGCCAGUCUUAGAAAGAGAUGGCCAGGAUAGAUAAGCAACAAGUAGAGAAAAGAAACCAAGACCCAGGGAAUUCCCUGGCGGUCCGCUCUGCGCUUUCACUGCCAAGGGCCCGGACUCAAUCCCUGGUCAGGGAACUAGGAUCCCAUAAGCCACACAGCGUGGCAAAAAAAAAAAAAAGAAGAAACCAAGACAACCCCCAGAGAGACAGUGCAGCAGACACUACAAGCCCCUUAGUCAUUGCCUCCCUCUACUGUAUAAGCAGCACACUAAAUGCCCUCAUUUCCCAGCAUCCCUUGCAGCUAGACCUGGCUGUGUUGUUCAAUUCUGGCCAAUGACAUGCAGGUGAAGGCCCUGGGCAGGGCUUCCCUUCUGGAGUUAAAGGCAAGGCUUUGCUAGGAGAAAGCUUUUUCUCUUUGUCCCUUUGCCUUGUCUCCUUUUUCUCUCCUGGAGCUCAGACUUGGAGCUGGAGCAGCCACGUUGGGGAUCACCAGGUAACAAGCAAGAGACCAAAGCCCACCUCAAAAGACAAUGGAGUGGAAAGACAUGAAAAGCCUGGGUGGGAGCCUAGUGGCAUCACUGUGCUCUGGACUGCACCUGAACUGCCUACCUCUGUACAUCCUGUUGUAUAAAUAAAUA
This is a messenger RNA of Balaenoptera ricei (Rice's whale), 6763 nucleotides long. RefSeq names its product forkhead associated phosphopeptide binding domain 1 (gene FHAD1). Gene Ontology annotation, molecular function: protein binding. The coding region runs from base 186 to 4412 and encodes 1408 amino acids. The transcript is spliced from 32 exons. The record is from RefSeq and is a predicted model, not a curated record. Lineage: Eukaryota; Metazoa; Chordata; Mammalia; Artiodactyla; Balaenopteridae.